Messenger RNA from Populus nigra (black poplar), 2533 nucleotides. RefSeq names its product hexose carrier protein HEX6-like. The coding region runs from base 728 to 2257 and encodes 509 amino acids. The record is from RefSeq and is a predicted model, not a curated record. Lineage: Eukaryota; Viridiplantae; Streptophyta; Magnoliopsida; Malpighiales; Salicaceae. Gene Ontology annotation, biological process: monosaccharide transmembrane transport. The transcript has 3 exons. Gene Ontology annotation, molecular function: monosaccharide transmembrane transporter activity. Gene Ontology annotation, cellular component: membrane.
GUUUAUAAAAAGUCAAAAAAAUUCUUGAUUAACAGUUUGAAGUUUUAUCAACUUCAAGGAUAAAAACGUAGUUUUAUUGUUAAAAGGAUUUGUGUGUGAACUUGGACUCAUGGCAGUAGGAUUAAGCAUAACAAGGGAGCUAUACAAUGGCAAGAUGACAUGGUUUGUUCUUUUGUCUUUUAUGAUGGCUGCCAUGGGAGGAGUCAUUUUCAGCUAUGACAGUGGAAUUUCAGGUCUUUUUUUCUCUGCAAUAUCAAUCCUGAACAGGAUCUUUCCUGCAAAUUUUGCUCUUCUGCUCGUUUUUAGGUACUAUAAUUUAACCUUAUUUCGCUACACAAUGUGCCACAUAUAACUAGCCUAAAUAAGUUCAAUCAAAUCUGAAUUAAAUCCCAAAGUGUGCUGUGAAUUUGUAACACAAAUGAUAUUACUAGCUAGUCUCCAAUUUCUGCUUGGAUUUUAUGCGAUGACCAUGAAAAGUAAAGCAUGUAUAUAUACAUUGCUAGACUCCAUAUCUGUAACCUCAACAUCCAAGUAUCCAACCUCACAUGCUCCUAUCAAGUCUAUUUCAGAUAACAACAUCGUAAAAAACUCUUGCUUUGACUAUCCUACACUGAUGAUGUUGGUGGUGGUCUCUAUCAGUCAAGGAAGGCUGCUCUUUUUAUUCCCUAUAUACUAUCCACAACUUGGAAUAUCUCUUCCUCUCUUUGAACUUGUGGAGGAUUAAGCCAUGGCUGUAGGAUUUGCUGUAGCAAGUGAAGAUGGUCAGUAUAAUGGUAGGACUACUUCGUUUGUUAUCCUGUCUUGUAUGGUAGCAUCCAUGGGAGGACUUAUUUUUGGUUAUGACAUUGGAAUUUCAGGUGGAGUGACAUCCAUGAAACCUUUUCUCAAGAAAUUCUUCCCAGAAGUGUACACUAGAAUGAAGGAAGAUACCAGGAUUAGCAACUACUGCAAAUUCGAUAGCCAGCUUUUGACCUCCUUUACAUCAUCACUCUAUGUUGCUGGCCUUGUCGCUUCCUUCUUUGCCUCGUCAAUCACUCGAUACUUCGGGCGCAAACCAUCAAUCCUUGCAGGAGGUGCUGCAUUUCUUUCUGGUUCUGCCCUCAAUGGGGCAGCGACUACUCUGUACAUGCUAAUAUUUGGCCGUGUCCUUCUUGGAGUUGGAGUUGGUUUUGCAAACCAGGCGGUUCCCUUGUAUCUCUCUGAAAUGGCACCUCCAAGAUAUAGAGGGGCAAUCAACAAUGGCUUCCAACUCUGCAUCGCUAUUGGGGUGCUCUCGGCUAACUUCAUCAACUUUGGCACUGAGAAGAUUGAAGGUGGUUGGGGUUGGCGAAUCUCCCUAGCAAUGGCGGCAAUCCCUGCCACAUUCCUAACAAUAGGUUCACUUUUCCUACCAGAGACACCCAACAGCCUAAUUCAACGCUUCAACGACGAACAAAAGGCCAAAACCAUGCUACAACGCAUCCGUGGCACAACCGAUGUCGAAGCAGAAUUUAAUGAUCUUAUCAAAGCAAGCUUGGUUUCAAAAUCCAUUGAACAUCCAAUCAAGAAAAUCAUACAAAAAAAAUAUAGACCACAACUAGUCAUGGCAAUAGCAAUACCAUUUUUCCAACAAGUAACAGGCAUCAAUGUCAUUUCAUUCUACGCUCCAAUCCUCUUCCGAACUAUAGGUCUAAGCGAGAGUGUGUCGCUCAUCAUGUCUGCGCUGAUAGCUGGGGUCGUCGGCACUGCUUCAACGUUCCUAUCGAUGCUCGCAGUGGACAAACUUGGCAGAAGAGUAAUGCUCAUAUGCGGCGGUGUACAAAUGUUUGUGUCACAGAUUAUGAUUGGAAGUAUCAUGGCAGCUCAACUAGGUGAUCAUGGCAGCAUAAACAAAGGGUACGCUUAUUUUGUUCUGACUAUGAUAUCCAUAUAUGUAUCUGGCUUUGCUUGGUCAUGGGGUCCAUUGGGAUGGCUAGUUCCAAGUGAGAUUUUUCCUUUGGAAAUUCGAUCGGUAGGGCAAAGCAUUGUGGUGGCGGUGAAUUUCGUCUUCACUUUCGUUGUUGCACAGACAUUUCUGGCCAUGCUUUGCCAUUUCAAGUCAGGGAUUUUCUUCUUUUUUGGUGGAUGGGUGGCAGUGAUGACUGCCUUCGUGUAUUUGUUGUUGCCUGAGACUAAAAAAGUCCCGAUCGAGGUAAUGGAUAGAGUGUGGAGGGAGCAUUGGUUUUGGAAGAGAAUUGUAGAGGAAUUUGAUGACAAGAGUAAAAUGGAACCUGCUUGACUUCAACUCCACAAGAUUAUUUGUGCCUUGGCCUGUAGUUCUUGUCAAGAAAUGGAAACAUAUCCAUGCUUGAAUGUGUGAUCCUCUAGCCCACUUGGUUUGCAGAAAUGGAAAUGAGGAAAAGGCUUCUGCUUUCCGAGGGUGUCUGAUACCGUGGGUGGAGAAUGUUUUGAAAGUGUUAUUGGUUUGAAAAAUAGUACAUUGAUAUUUGUUUUUUGUUUUUUAAUGAUUUUAAUGUGUUAGUAUUUAUAAUAAUAUAAGAAUUAUUUUAAUGUA